Messenger RNA from Fusarium pseudograminearum CS3096, 549 nucleotides. RefSeq lists its product as uncharacterized. Bases 1 to 549 code for a protein of 182 amino acids. The record is from RefSeq and is a predicted model, not a curated record. Gene Ontology annotation, molecular function: protein heterodimerization activity. NCBI's taxonomy places the organism in Eukaryota, Fungi, Ascomycota, Sordariomycetes, Hypocreales, Nectriaceae. The transcript is spliced from 4 exons. Gene Ontology annotation, cellular component: CHRAC; nucleus.
AUGCCUUACAACACUACAGCUAUUCCUCCUCGCAAGGAGCCUACAGGACAAAACCAACUUCCGCUCUCAAGAGUCAAGAAGAUUAUUGCACAAGAUCCCGAGAUCGCCCUCUGCUCCAACAAUGCAGCUUUCGUGAUAACACUCGCUGCCGAGAUGUUUGUCCAGCAUCUGGCAGAAGAAUCACACAAGCAAGCCAAGCUAGACCGCAAGCCCCGUCGAAACAUCCAAUACAAGGAUGUUGCCUCUGCUGUCGCACACCAUGACAACCUCGAGUUUCUCGAAGACACUGUGCCAAAGACGGUUCCUUACAAGCACAUCAAGGCCGCCGCCAAGGCGACACAAGCACGUCUUCAAGGUGAUAACACCAACAACCAGACUAUCAACUUUCCCGUGGCGAACGGCGCUAAGAAGCCUCACGUCAACGGCAGCUCAAUGGGCGCUUCUGCGCAUCUCAACGACGACCAAAACAACCUCAACUCACAAAUGGAACUGGAAGUACGACAGGCGAGUGGCGUGAACCGGGACGGAGAUGUGACCAUGUCAGGCUAG